Oryctolagus cuniculus (rabbit) is the source of this 7818-nucleotide messenger RNA. It is a transcript of the gene OPA1, whose product is annotated as OPA1 mitochondrial dynamin like GTPase. Lineage: Eukaryota; Metazoa; Chordata; Mammalia; Lagomorpha; Leporidae. Gene Ontology annotation, biological process: endocytosis; mitochondrial fusion; intracellular distribution of mitochondria. The record is from RefSeq and is a predicted model, not a curated record. Gene Ontology annotation, cellular component: mitochondrial intermembrane space; mitochondrial membrane; microtubule. Gene Ontology annotation, molecular function: GTP binding; GTPase activity; microtubule binding.
GUACGGGUGCCGGGACGUCCUUUGCGGAAGUCCAUGCGCCAUUGGGAGGGCCUCAGCGGCUGCUCUGUGCCCUUGUUGCGGAGGGCCUCUUCCUGGGUCAUUCCUGUAGCAGGAGCCGGGCUGGGGCUGACACGGGGGCUCCCACGUGGCCAUCUCGGCGCCUGUGUGACCUCCCCGCUCGCGGGAUGUGGCGACUACGUCGGGCCGCCGUGGCCUGUGAAGUUUGCCAAUCCUUAGUGAAACAUAGCUCUGGAAUGAAAGGAAGCCUACCACUACAAAAACUGCAUCUGGUUUCACGAAGUAUUUAUCAUUUACAUCAUCCUGCAUUAAAGCUUCAAAGACCCCAACUAAGGACAUCAUUUCAGCAGUUCUCUUCUCUAACUAAUCUUCCUUUAUGUAAAUUAAAACUUUCUCCAAUUAAAUAUGGCUACCAGCCCCGCAGAUAUUUUUGGCCCGCAAGAUUAGCUGCAAGGCUCUUAAAACUUCGGUAUCUCAUACUAGGCUCUGCUGUUGGGGGUGGCUAUACAGCCAAAAAGACUUUUGAUCAGUGGAAAGAUAUGAUACCCGACCUUAGUGACUACAAAUGGAUUGUGCCCGACAUUGUGUGGGAAAUUGAUGAGUAUAUUGAUUUUGAGAAAAUUACAAAAGCCCUUCCUAAUUCAGAAGACCUUGCAAAAUUAGUACCAGACUUUGACAAGAUUAUUGAAAGUCUCAGCUUAUUGAAGGACGUUUUCACCACAGGUCACAAAUUGGUUAGUGAAGUCAUAGGAGCUUCUGACCUACUUCUCUUGUUAGGUUCACCUGGAGAAACGGCAUUUCGAGCAACAGAUCAUGGGUCUGAAAGUGACAAGCAUUAUAGAAAGGGUCUGCUUGGUGAGCUCAUUCUCUUACAACAGCAAAUUCAAGAACACGAAGAGGAAGCGCGCAGAGCCACUGGCCAAUAUAACACGAGCUAUGUCCAACAGAAGCGCAAGGUGUCAGACAAAGAGAAAAUUGACCAACUUCAAGAAGAACUUCUACAUACUCAGUUAAAGUAUCAGAGAAUCUUGGAACGUUUGGAAAAGGAGAACAAAGAAUUGAGAAAAUUAGUGUUGCAGAAAGAUGACAAAGGAAUCCAUCAUAGGAAACUUAAGAAAUCUUUGAUUGACAUGUAUUCUGAAGUUCUUGAUGUUCUCUCUGAUUAUGAUGCCAGUUAUAAUACACAAGAUCAUCUGCCACGGGUUGUUGUGGUUGGAGAUCAGAGUGCUGGGAAAACUAGUGUGUUGGAAAUGAUUGCUCAAGCACGAAUUUUCCCAAGAGGAUCUGGGGAGAUGAUGACACGUUCUCCAGUCAAGGUAACUCUGAGUGAAGGUCCUCAUCAUGUGGCCUUGUUUAAAGACAGUUCUAGGGAGUUUGAUCUUACCAAAGAAGAAGAUCUUGCAGCAUUAAGACAUGAAAUAGAACUCCGAAUGAGGAAAAAUGUGAAAGAAGGUUGUACUGUUAGCCCUGAGACUAUCUCCUUAAAUGUAAAAGGCCCUGGACUACAGAGGAUGGUGCUUGUUGACUUACCAGGUGUAAUUAGUACUGUUACAUCAGGCAUGGCUCCUGACACAAAGGAAACUAUUUUCAGUAUCAGCAAAGCUUAUAUGCAGAAUCCUAAUGCCAUCAUACUCUGUAUUCAAGAUGGAUCUGUGGAUGCUGAACGUAGUAUUGUUACAGACCUGGUUAGUCAAAUGGAUCCUCAUGGAAGAAGAACUAUAUUUGUUUUGACCAAAGUAGACCUGGCAGAGAAAAAUGUGACUAGUCCAAGCAGGAUUCAGCAAAUAAUUGAAGGAAAACUCUUCCCAAUGAAAGCUCUAGGUUAUUUUGCUGUUGUAACGGGAAAAGGAAACAGCUCUGAAAGCAUUGAAGCUAUACGAGAAUAUGAAGAAGAAUUUUUUCAGAAUUCAAAACUCCUAAAAACGAGCAUGCUAAAGGCACACCAAGUAACUACAAGAAAUUUAAGCCUUGCUGUAUCAGACUGCUUUUGGAAAAUGGUACGGGAAUCAGUUGAACAGCAGGCUGAUAGUUUCAAAGCUACACGGUUUAACCUUGAAACUGAGUGGAAGAAUAACUAUCCUCGCCUGCGAGAACUUGACCGGAAUGAACUAUUUGAAAAAGCUAAAAAUGAAAUCCUCGAUGAAGUCAUCAGUCUGAGCCAAGUUACACCAAAACAUUGGGAGGAAAUCCUUCAGCAGUCUUUGUGGGAAAGAGUUUCAACUCAUGUGAUUGAAAACAUCUAUCUUCCAGCUGCACAGACCAUGAAUUCAGGAACUUUUAAUACUACAGUGGAUAUCAAGCUUAAACAGUGGACUGAUAAACAGCUUCCUAAUAAAGCAGUAGAGGUUGCUUGGGAGACCCUACAAGAAGAAUUUUCUCGUUUUAUGACAGAACCCAAAGGCAAAGAACAUGAUGACAUAUUUGAUAAACUUAAAGAAGCUGUUAAAGAAGAAAGUAUUAAACGCCACAAGUGGAAUGACUUUGCAGAGGACAGCUUGAGAGUUAUUCAACACAAUGCUUUAGAAGACCGCUCCAUAUCUGAUAAACAGCAGUGGGAUGCAGCAAUUUAUUUUAUGGAAGAAGCUCUGCAGGCUCGUCUACAGGAUACUGAAAAUGCAAUUGAAAACAUGAUAGGUCCAGACUGGAAAAAGAGGUGGUUGUACUGGAAGAAUCGGACCCAAGAACAGUGUGUCCACAAUGAAACCAAGAAUGAACUGGAGAAAAUGUUGAAGUGUAAUGAAGAACACCCAGCAUAUCUUGCAAGCGACGAGAUAACCACGGUCCGAAAGAACCUAGAGUCCCGAGGAGUAGCAGUAGAUCCAGGCUUGAUUAAGGAUACUUGGCAUCAAGUGUAUAGAAGACAUUUCUUAAAAACAGCUCUAAACCAUUGUAACCUUUGUCGAAGAGGCUUUUACUAUUACCAAAGGCAUUUUGUAGAUUCUGAGUUGGAAUGCAAUGAUGUGGUCCUGUUUUGGCGAAUACAGCGCAUGCUUGCUAUCACUGCCAAUACUUUAAGGCAGCAACUUACAAACACUGAAGUUAGGCGAUUAGAGAAAAACGUUAAAGAGGUGUUGGAAGAUUUUGCUGAAGACAGUGAAAAGAAAGUUAAAUUGCUUACUGGUAAACGUGUUCAACUGGCCGAAGACCUCAAGAAAGUUAGAGAAAUUCAAGAAAAACUAGAUGCUUUCAUUGAAGCUCUUCAUCAGGAGAAAUAAAUUAUAUUAAAAUCCUACUCAUAAUAUUACCACUUCUGCAUACAGCUGAAGAAAGAAAACGUCAAGUCUUUUGUCCUGCCUCUUUUCCUUCUGCUUGUCCACCUUUCUAAAUACACAGGGAAGUCACGGGGUGAAAACAUUUCAUUUGUGUUAUAGGCACUUUGACCAUCAGCUGCCUUUUGAAUGGAAAAAUGGUUGUCAUUUUAUUGUAUCAAAGUAACAAAUGGAGAUAAUACAAUGGGAUAACCAUUAGGCUGAGGAUAAGAAACGCUCUGCUUAUUGUCUCAUUUGUGGUGAUAUUAAUUUAAUUCAUUAACUGCUGUCUUGCAGUGGCAUUUCUUUUCCAAAAAUACAGUGCUAGAUGUUUUGAAAUAAAACUUAAAGCAAUUUUUUGAAAAGUUAGCAAUCAUAUAAAGUGAUAAUAGCUGCUUAGUCAUCAUCUGUAUAUCUGUAAUUCCAGGAGCUAUUUGUGAUAAUUCAGUUUAUAUUCAUUACACGAAAGGAAAUUGGUUAGCAGAAGACCCCCAUAAAUAGGUUAAUUUAGAUUUUAAGAACCCAAUGUACAUUCAGUGCAAGAAAGUUCAACUUUUCCUUGAUAGCUUAGAAGUUUUCUAUGGAAUCUAAGUCGGUAGAUCCUUACCUACUUGAUUCAGUUACUAUUUUGGCACACUCUGUAUGCAUUUAAAAUUAAUUUAGUUUUGGAUGUUGUAUAACUUAAGUUGGGCUAUUAACAAUGUAUUUUUUUAAUUAUUAUCCCUCUAGACAGAGCCAUUGCUAUAUGAUACAAGAUGGGAGAGAUUAAUAAUCAACUAAUUUUAUCUAAAAUGUUGUCAAACAUUUCAACUACAAGUCAGGAAAAUAUUUUCUUUAAUAAAACUUAAAUAGAAAUUAUUUCAACAAUUAGAAUAAUGUUGAUUGUCUCUCAUAGUGGAAUAUCUAAAGAAAAAUUGCAGUUCAGUUACAAUAAUACUCCUAUAACAUUUUGCUGUGUUUUAGAUACCAUUUUUUUAUUGGUUAAAGGACUUUCUUUCCAUCCUUUAAUAAAUAUUUAUUUGAUAAACUAUCUUAGAGACUCUAAAAUUAAACAUAUUUACUUAAAUUACAAAAAGCAUCAUCCAAUUCUCCCUUCCCAUUGAAAGCCUGCUCCAUAAUUGAAGUACCAAAAAACCUGUGAGCUCUACUGCCAAAAGAUGGGCAUUGGGGGAAUGAUAUUAACUGAACUUCCACAGGAAGACAAAUGUAAAUCUGGUGGUGGUUUAAGUACACAUCUGCGUGUACCCAAGAGAACUACUCAGUCUCAAAAAUUAAUGGAAGAUAUAACCUUAGUACAGAAUUUUUUUGUUCUUAAUAAGGCUCAGGAAAUUAAAAUCAAUUGGGUAUGUGAUGUAAUGUACUUGUUAUAUUAUGUAAGUGAAUAUAAUCAAAAAAGUAAAAUGGACAAUCUAGAUUUCAAAACUAAUAAUUAAUAAGUAAGUCACUGGAUGUAAACAAGAACUUUUAAAAGCCAUUCUUCCUAAAACUUAACAAUCAGAACUGGGAUCCCCAGAAUUUUCAAGUGUCUUCUUGAACAUCCCCUUCAUCUCUUUAAUCAGUCCUGAGGCAUUCAUUUGAUCAGUGAGAUCUCUUCGAUCUAAUAACUCAAGAUCUUUAUCAUUAAUGACCUUUUCAUGAUUCUUUCACUUCCCUAAAAUAAUUUCUGGAUUUUAAUAACUUCAUUAAAUCUUUAGGACCUAAGAAAUUCUUAGAUUGAUUUAAUCUGGAUAGACCACCUAGGAAAUGAUCAUUGUGGAUAAUCAACUUUCCUAGUUUUCUUUGAGCAGCUGCUCUUUAAAGCAAUGAGAUAGACUAUUCUUUACCUAAAAUGUCUCAUUUGUUGCCUGUUCAUUGGGCUUUCAUUAUGCUAAUAAAAGUGCCCUCUGUGUGACAGUUUUUAUUUUACAGUCUCCAGUUUUCUUGGAACUGUUUGUUGGUACCAGUUUUCAUGCCACCUCCUUGGGUACCCCGCCCCGGGCCACCUUUUUUUAUAUUAGUACAUUCUCCAUUGUGUUCCCUCAAGAUCUGACACUUAGCGCACAAGGUUGGAGAAUAUCACAGAACAUUUCAGAGACUGGGGGUUCUGUAAAUACUUGUUUUAUACUGCUGAUAAAAAAGUAUUUCCAAAGUAUAUCUUAAGCAGGUGGUAGCUAUGUACAUUAUUUGGUAGAUAAGUAGUGAAAAGCCUUUGGUGUUUCGCCUAGAGGUAGGGAUGGUGCUGAAAACAGAAAGGGAGUAGAGCUCUGUAACAGUCUGUAAAAAGUGAAGAGAGGCCCUCACUGGUUAAACCCCUCCAGCCAGUGCUGGUGGUAGCUCAUUAUAAAAUGUUAUUGAAGAUUUUUUACAGUUGUAAAAUUUAGUUGUUACAACUACACAUCUGUUUCUGAAAAAGAAAAGAAAUAGGACUUCAUAUUUCCAUGAAUUUUGGGUAGGAGAAAAGAAUGCCCUCACUAUAUUUCUGUAUAUUUCUUCCAAGAAAAAGUCUGAUGUUAUUAGUACUUUCAUCACAACCCUCUGUAUAAGUUUUUAACAGAGGGGGAGGGAGGGGUCUUUAUUCCUUUGAGAUCAAUAUCCUUAAAUAUAAGUAGGUGGUGAAAAUUAAUAUUAUUAUAAAUACCAUGAGAACUUGGCAUUGUCUCCAUCCCCUUCAGUUAAACAGUCUUCUUUCAUGGAGGCUUUUUUUUUUUUUCUCCUUUUUAGUUAAUCUCUGAGCAUGCUUUUUUUUCUUAGAAGCAGAGUUGCAGAGAGGAAAAAAUAAAAUUCAGUCUUAACAGAAACUCUGUGUUGUGUCUAUAGUUCAAAAAUUAGAAAUUCAAAUUGAAAUUAAAAAUAACUUCAGAUAUUCAGUAUACAGAAGUUAAAUUCUAAUUAGACAAGAAAUCAUUUGUUUUUCAUGUCAGUUUACAAAGCUGAGGAAUGCUCCUUAAGGAAGACUGAAUUUUCGCAUAGGUAUAUCCAAAAUUAAUUUGGUUCAGAUAUUAAUUUGAAAAAUCAGUGAUACAUGAUAGGAAGCUAGUGAUUCUUGCUACGUCACACUUGAAUGGAGUUCACUACACUUCACAGGCAUAACAAUGUAGUAAUUUAGCUAUAUUCUCUCAUUGUAUUACCCCCAUUUUCCAGGCUUUUUCCAACAGUCUCCUUCCCACAAACUGUUUAGCUUCCAGAUGCAAAUGAACAAUGUAAAACUGAGUAGGAACACUGCAGAGAGAGGCCCUUCCUGUGCUCACUGUUUGGAAUUUUACAGCUGAGAUUGAGCAUGUAGCUUUAAAAGAGAAAUUCCUUAACUCGUUCAUUUUGUAUUUAUUUAUUUUAGGUGUAUUUAUCUGAGAAAAGAAAUGUGGUAUUUUCUCUUUCCAACAAAGGGGAUCAAAGUAAUGGUUUUUGUCUCCAUCCUCUAAGCUGGUAUGUGUUAUAAUUUCAGGUACUUUAGCAGUAUGGAAAUGUACUUUAAACUGCUCUUACCUUUGGAAUGAUCAUGACUAUGUGUUGUGUAAAUAUUUAAAACUUACAUUGUUGUCACUUGUGCACUGUGAAUGAACUUUGUAUUAUUUUUUAAAAACUUCAUACUACAUGUAGAUGUUUCUGCAACUUAUAUUUUGCCUGUGCUUGAUCUAAGGUUAUUUGUGUAGAUGUGUAAUUAAAUGAUGCUUAAAUCACAUUAUAAUUCUGUUAGUGGAGAGAAUUUUUGAAAUUUUAAAUUUUCUGUCUUAAUAAGGAAGAGAGAAAGAAAAAUUUAUGUACAUAGAGUCAUUAUUUGACCUUACCAUAAAACCAAAUUCUUGGUCUAACAAGCUUUUAACGUGGCUCUUCCCUGAAUGCUUGAAUUUCAUAUGCUUUGCGUUUUACAAUGGCUAUCUGUGGGCAACCAGUGCUUUUUUUUCAUGACAUUUGUCAAAAUAUUUGGACUUGUUUGUGUGUAUUGGUUUGUUUGUUUAGUAAAAUACGUGAGUUUUCUAAUUGCAUUUUUCUGCUAUGGCUAUCAUUUUCAUUAAUGAUGCUAGCAUAUUCAGUCAUGUGAGGCUCACUAAAACGUUACAACUGCUAGAACUAAGAGGAAUUUUAAAGAUCAUUUAAUUCCAUCUACCACCUGAUUAAAAACUCCCAUUACUCACUUUCUUUUUCCUACCAGAACUGGCUCAUAAAUGAUCUUUACUGAAUACUUGUUUUGUUGUUCAUUUAAUGUGUAAAAGAAGGAGGUGUACGAGUGCCUUCUCCAGGAUUCAUACACUGAAGUCAAAACUGGGAAAAGACUUAGAGUCACGACUGCUUCAAGAAAUAGUGCACAGUAGCUGUACAGUAGAUUAUUUCUGGUCAAGAAAUGUCAAGAGGCUUUUAAGUUCUUUAGAAGGUAUAUGGGGGAGAACACGUUUCAGUUGUAUUGGCAUGUAUAUCUCUUACCUGUGCUAGCAGACUGAUGUUAGUGUGAGACCCAAAGAAAGUUGUAUUUUAAAUUGUUUAUCUUUUGUGCAGUUCAAUUCAAAAAUCUUCAUGUAUCAGAAAAAUUUGAAGAAUUAAAUUACUGAAGAUAUAAUAGAACAACUUUUUCUGUUAA